UCAUCCAUUGUUUACAAAUCAAACGGCUUGUUUGUGUGCGGUGAGCGGAGCAGAGCUGCCCGGUUCCGUCCGGUUCGACUCGAGCCAAAGAGAGAUGCCGUGUUUGAAGGAGAACUACCUCGUGCUGCAGCAGUCCGUGACCGUGGACCCCGCGGAGGUGGACGCGCUGGUCACGAAGAUCGGAGAGACGCUCCAGCUCCACGGAGCGCCGGGGGGCCACCAGAGGAGCGGCCCCGGGCCCUGCGGGGCGCCGGUGGUCCCGUACCUGAAGCAGAAUCCCCACAGCUGCUGCCUAAAGAUCCGGACCCAGCGGGGGAACCACCGGACCCGCAGCCCCUACCAGCUACCGAGCCACGCGGGGCAGGACUGGGAUCAGAUCGGUCCGUGGAACAGGAAACGGAUCCCGGUUCGGGUCCAGGAGGAAGACCCGCACCGGCUGCUCCAGGAACUCAUUCUGUCCGGAAAUCUGAUCAAGGAAGCGGUUCGGAGGCUGCAGUUCUCCCCGGACUGCAGAGACCUGCCGCGGGGUCCGGACAGCCUGCCCUGCGCCUGACGGACCGAACCGAACCCUGACCAUCAGACCGGACCUACUGGGACCUUUGGUUCUGUUUGGAUCAUGGAACACGUGCCUGUGCUGAUGAUGGAGGGUACGUGCUGGACGGGGGGAACAUGGGUGGGGGCUGGGGGGGGUCACCGUGCACGCGCAGCAGACACGUGCACGGAGAAGACUUGAACAAUCACAUCCGGUUAUUUACUGAGGGCGGGGUUUGUGAAUCCCCCCCCCCACCCCCCUCCGGACCUGGUGAUGACGUCACUGGUAGUAUACAAAUCUGCCGACGUCAGAGACUAUUUUUUGGGACUUCCUGUUUGUUUACUUCCUGUUUGUGUGUGCUGAAGAAUCACGUGACUGCUCCGUAGCGGAGCGCCUUCAGAUUCCUGACUCAUCAGGACUUUUAUUGUCUUAAUAAUAAACUUUUCCUGUUUUCCAAGCU
This is a messenger RNA of Cyprinodon variegatus (sheepshead minnow), 992 nucleotides long. RefSeq names its product GSK-3-binding protein-like (gene gbp). Gene Ontology annotation, cellular component: cytoplasm. The transcript has a single exon. The record is from RefSeq and is a predicted model, not a curated record. Bases 95 to 553 code for a protein of 152 amino acids. NCBI's taxonomy places the organism in Eukaryota, Metazoa, Chordata, Actinopteri, Cyprinodontiformes, Cyprinodontidae.